Cornus florida is the source of this 2446-nucleotide messenger RNA. RefSeq names its product probable folate-biopterin transporter 7. Gene Ontology annotation, cellular component: membrane. The record is from RefSeq and is a predicted model, not a curated record. Lineage: Eukaryota; Viridiplantae; Streptophyta; Magnoliopsida; Cornales; Cornaceae. The coding region runs from base 199 to 1536 and encodes 445 amino acids. The transcript is spliced from 2 exons.
UAUAUAUAUAUAUAUAUCUAUAUGUAAACGUGGAUCUAGGUUGAUUGUUAUAUAUAUAUAUAUAUGUGAAUAUGUACAUGUAAACGUGGAUCUAGGUUGAUUGUUACCUACCUACAACCUACAACUACAAGAGAAAGAGAGAAAAUCCGCUUCACCCAGUACUAGUGGUGGUGGUGCGGUGGCGGUGAAGAAACAGAAAUGGUAUCGUCUGGGCGGCCGAGGAGUGAUUGGAGUGGCAGUGGUGGGAUGCGGAAGGUGGUGCUGGGAUUAGGAUUUUGGGUACAAGGGUUAAGGUGCUUCCCAUGGAUGGCUGUGAUUUUCUUUCUGAAAGAUGGUCUGAAAGUGGAUCCGGCCACGCUCCAACUGCUUCAGAACUCCGCCAAUCUGCCAAUGGUUGCCAAACCCAUCUACGGUCUCAUCUCCGAUUCCUUUUACAUUGCUGGACAGCACCGCAUUCCUUACCUUGCCAUUGGAGCUUUAUUACAAGCCGUGUCAUGGCUUGCUAUUGCAUUGCUUCCUCAAUCAAGCAUGUCAUUCUUCACAAUCACCAUAUAUCUCCUCCUUGGGAAUCUUGGUGCCUCAAUAGUUGAGGUUGCAAACGAUGCAAUUGUUGCAGAGACUGGAAAGCCGUCGACUUCCUCUUCUAAGAAUUCACAAUCCUCUUCCUCUGGUGAGCUCCAAUCAUUUGUUUGGAUGGCUUUGUCCAUUGGUGGAGUCCUGGGAAAUCUAUUAGGUGGUCUUGUCAUUGACCGAUUCUCCGCCCAAGCUAUGUUCCUCUGUUAUGGCAUCCUCCUUGCUAUCCAAUUUCUCGUAACAAUUUCCAUACAUGAAAGCUCUCUUAAACUCCCAAAGAGUGCAUCCGAUGUCGGGAUCAGAAAGCAGCUUUCUCAGCUUCUAGUUGCAUUACAAAAACCUGAAGUUGCCAACUCAAUAACCUGGUUUGCAGCAUCUUAUGCCAUAAUUCCAGCCCUGACAGGCACCAUGUUCUUCUAUCAAACGCAGCACUUGAAAAUUGAAUCAUCAGUCUUGGGGAUUUCUAAGGUGUUUGGGCAGGUGGCAAUGCUUCUGUGGGGUGUUGCUUAUAAUCGGCAUCUAAAGUCAAUCCCGCCAAGGAAACUGAUCUCAGCUAUUCAGGCCACCAUGGCUGUUUUCAUGGUUUCGGAUGUUCUAUUUGUGAAAGGGGCGUAUCAAAAAAUGGGGGUACCAGACUCGCUCUAUGUCGUGGUUUUCUCAGGCUUUUUAGAGGUUCUGUACUUCUUUAAGAUUCUCCCAUUCAGUGUUCUCAUUGCACAGCUCUGCCCACCAGGCUGUGAGGGGUCUCUAAUGGCAUUUCUCAUGUCUGCCAUUGCUCUUGCAAUGAUAGUGAGCGGAUAUUUUGGCGUUGCACUUGCAUCAAUUGUUGGUGUGACGGGAAACAAUUUUUCGGGUUUGCCUCAUGGUCUCAUUAUACAGGCAGCAUGCACACUUCUACCGCUCUAUUGGUCCUCAUGUAUCCAUGAUGAUGCGAAACCAAAAACCAAAAGGAAGGAAAACUGAGAGCACUAGUUAUACUGGCAGUAGCAGCUCCACUUUGAAGGAAGUGAAUUUUUUACUCAAUUUUUUUUUUUUGUUCUCUAGAUUAAUUGUUAUAUUUUUAUAUCAUUAGAUAAGUAUUUCAAUAGUGUUGUGUUCUCCAUAGUCUUUGUAUAAUAUGACUUCUAUGUUAUGGUUGAACUCACUGUUCUUAUUCAUCAAAACCUUGUGGUACACAGAGACAUUGGAUUGGACAUAUCAAAGCAAGUUGUGACUCUCUGGCUUUUUCACAUUGUGGGAAAAAAAAUCACAGCACAACUUUCAUGCUUGAUGGUAAGGCUGAUCAUAGAUGAGGCUGGUAAGAGAAACGAGAAAUGGCUGCGUUAUUUUGGAGUGAAUAUGAUUUUCUGAGAGGUGGUGCUCCCAGGCAUCUGGACUGAAUAUAUAGGGUAUUCUAUAUGUUUAUGAGCUUGGAAUCUGAUUCUAAGGUAUACAUCAAAGAAUUGUUUGAACUGGUUGCAGACUUGGUUUAUGAGGUCGAUGAGUUGAACAUUGGCAAUGUUGGGCUGCGACUGCUAACCAUAAAAUCACAAUUUGAAGUUUGGUCUUGCAAGAGAGAGUCAGUCCUUUCUCUGUCUUCCUCUCUCAACAACUUCCAAACAAGGUGUUAAAUUCAUUUGUAUUGCAGAGAAUAUGACCUCAUCAACCGGCAAGAACCAGAUCCUCUCCCGUAAUAAUUUUUGUGUUGUAUUUGUUGUGCAUAUGAAGUACUUUUUUCUUCCAGAAUGCAACAUCAUUAUUCCACGAAUGCAACAUCAUUACUUCAUAAGCACAGGUGUAAAUUGUAAUAUUAGCAUCUUUUAUUCUUCACUCUCCAAAAUUCUCUGUUAUGCGCCUUCCUCUUCAAUUCAGUUUCUUUGAACUUUUAUCCUUC